CAGUCAACUACGAAGAUGUGACGUGUUUUGACAUGUGACCGCGAGAGGGAAAAAAAAACCUUGUGGUUCGCGUCUUUAUCACGUGACCGAGCGGGCGUAUUUAAGCCCCCAGACGCGGGCUCUUCGGAAGAGACGAAUAACCAACCAGUCUGCUGCUAGGCGCGAAAACGACGUGUUUGAUUCACCAACGGCCUUUUGAACGAAAAUGAGUUCCAGUGGAAAGCUAAAACCCAGCCACCAAAGGUCUAAUGAGAAUGUAAAGACAUUUCUCACAUCUCGAAAUGCAAUGGGAUGCCAGAGGCAAACCCUGCAGGUCCUCCAACAAUCAGCAGGCAACAAAGCGCUGGGAAGGUCAGCUCCGGCAGGAAAGAUUGUUUCCAAAAGGAAACAAUGUAAUGCAGAAUACACUAGAGGUCCAAAGAGGGUGAAGGUAGAAGUUAAGGCUACACAAACUGAAGAAACUCCAUGUCUGUCAAGUGACAUGUCCAAUGAGGCGUAUCAACUUAUGGUCGUAGAAACUCCUCCUUCCGCCUACUGGAAAGCGAUUGCAGACGAGCGUCAGAAAGCCUUGUACAAUGUUUUACAGGAGAACGAGAAGUUGCACAAAGACAUUGAAGCUAAAGAUGACCAGAUAACGCAGCUAAAAUGUGAGAAUUCAGAGCUACAGGAGCUGGCGCAGCAUGUACAAUACAUGGCUGAUAUGAUUGAGAGGCUGACUGGGGAGAGCCCAGAGAAUCUGGAGGAAUUAAAGGAGAUUGCUCUUGACGUGCAGGAUGGGGAGGAAGCGCAUGACAACAAAAAUGAGGCAGGACAGAGCGAGGAAGAAGACUCUGAUUACAGCGAGUUUGAUUUGGAGGACGAAGAAGAGGCCUCAGACCACGAACGAGCUGGACCCUCGGAGCAGGAUUAACCAACACAACUUUGGGUUGUAAUGGGACUUUGGCCUUUUUUUCAUACGGGUCAGCAAGAUUUUUUUUUUUUUGCCCUGUGGUCAACCAUUUGAUUGCAUUAGCUUAGGAAAGUAAUUUAUACUUCAAAAUUGACGGUUUGGAAACUUCUGCCUUUUAUGUUUUUAAGCAGUUAACAGAAUGGUCUUUGUUUUUAUGUUUAGGUUUUGCUGUACUUCAGUUAAAGUGUUCAGAACGAAGCCAAUGUUUUAGGAGGAACAGAGUGUAAUAUGUCAAUGACUGGCUGCUUACUUUAUUAGUCCUAAGCCAUUAUAGUAGGCAAAUGUGACUUAAAGUGUUUGUUGCUUGAUAAAUUGACAGCAAGCGGCAUGUCUCACCCACA
This is a messenger RNA of Pungitius pungitius (ninespine stickleback), 1290 nucleotides long. RefSeq names its product geminin DNA replication inhibitor (gene gmnn). Lineage: Eukaryota; Metazoa; Chordata; Actinopteri; Perciformes; Gasterosteidae. Bases 206 to 910 code for a protein of 234 amino acids. The record is from RefSeq and is a predicted model, not a curated record. Gene Ontology annotation, cellular component: nucleus. The transcript is spliced from 7 exons. Gene Ontology annotation, biological process: negative regulation of cell cycle; negative regulation of DNA replication.